GAUCUGUCCUCUUCGCCGCGCCUCUCAACCACUUCAUCCUCGCGCCCACUCCAGCCCUCCCGUCUGUACCCUCAAGCUUCCUGCAGUCACACCGGCCUCGGCGACAACAACACCGUCAAGAUGGUUAACCCUCAGAUUACCAACCUUGCCAUCAUCUUGGUGAUGAUGCAGGUGUCCAAGAAGAUCCCCUUCGAUGACCCGGCCGUCCUCAACGGCGUGCGCGCGCUGUACCUCGUCUCCAACCUGAUAAUCACCUGCAUCUACCUCUACGUGCAGUCGCAGAUCAACAAGAAGAAGGACAUGACGGUCCUCAAGUACGUGGAGCCAGCGCAGCCGGGCAGCGGCGAGGAGCCCAAGGCCGUGACGACGACGGUCCACGCGUACGACCUGCAGCAGCUGAAGUCGCUGUGGAAGGCGCAGGUCAUGGGCGUCGGCAUGAUGGGCGUGAUGCACCUGUACUUCCACUACACGAACCCGCUCCUGAUCCAGAGCAUCAUCCCGCUCAAGGGCGCCUUCGAGGGCAACCUCGUCAAGGUCCACCUGCUCGGCCACCCCGCCAGCGGCGACCUCAAGCGUCCCUGGAAGGCGGCUGCUGGCCUCAUGGGCGCGAUGCAGGGCGGCGAGAUCAAGACGGACAAGAAGAGCAUCGAGCAGGCCGAGAGGGCUGGCCGUGGCGGCGCCAAGGAGGAGUAGACUGCUCCCGAUUGAGCGGGCCGCGUAUGCUGCAUAGCUAUGCUGGAUGAAUAAUGGGGAUGAACCUAGACAACAUGGCUUUGUUGUCCAUUUGAAAAGUAGAUGGCUUCCGAGCUUCAGGGGAAAUACAGCCAACUUUGGCCUCAUGAUGCGUUGUACAUGAUGACACCAU
This is a messenger RNA of Aplosporella prunicola CBS 121167, 865 nucleotides long. RefSeq lists its product as uncharacterized. The transcript is spliced from 4 exons. Gene Ontology annotation, cellular component: endoplasmic reticulum; mitochondrion. NCBI's taxonomy places the organism in Eukaryota, Fungi, Ascomycota, Dothideomycetes, Botryosphaeriales, Aplosporellaceae. The coding region runs from base 121 to 693 and encodes 190 amino acids. The record is from RefSeq and is a predicted model, not a curated record. Gene Ontology annotation, biological process: protein targeting to ER.